AACCGAUCUCAACAACACAAAAUAACAAUGAAAUUUUUGAUUCUUUUGCUGAUUUUCCUGAGCAUUGAAACUGAGAAUUUUGCUUUAGCUACGAGAUGCCGAAACCCAGAAAUUCUCGAUUUACGCAGAAUGUUAUUGGAUACUAGAAAAAAGCUUACUCUUCGAAAUGUUCCCGUCAGCUAUGUAGAGAAAAGAACGCGUACGAGGAGAUAUGAUGUAUCCUGUCCUAGUAAACUCGACAUCACGAAAGGUGGGAAAUCAAGAACUUCUAUUUGUCCCACCUAUACUCAAGUAGACAUUGACGUCAACAGAAUUCCGAGAAAAAUCGUUCAGCGCCGGUGUAUGUGUGUCAACUGUCUACCCGUCUUUGACAGUUCCAUGGGAAACCGGACGUUCUCCAGGUGUGUGCCCACCUUCCAGUACCAGAUGGUUCUCCGGAGAGUCGGUUGUCAGGAGGGACUGUACCAGUAUAAACCAGUCAUGGAACCUUUCGUCGUCGGGUGUUCAUGCAAACUUUUCUUUAAGAAGUAGACCUGCAUGAUGACGUAGAAAUGCCAGUGGACAUGUGAUAAAAAAAAACAACUUAGUUCCCGUUUGCCAAUUUUUUUCUUUAUUUGUUUGUAUUCAUCUUUUUUUACUUAUUAUUAAAUCGAUAUUAUAAAGGAC
Molecule: messenger RNA, 666 nt
Organism: Ostrea edulis (European flat oyster)
Lineage: Eukaryota; Metazoa; Mollusca; Bivalvia; Ostreida; Ostreidae
Exons: 3
Coding region: 28-531 (167 amino acids)
Cellular component (GO): extracellular region
Molecular function (GO): cytokine activity
Source: RefSeq, a predicted model, not a curated record